Molecule: messenger RNA, 1309 nt
Organism: Terrapene triunguis (Three-toed box turtle)
Lineage: Eukaryota; Metazoa; Chordata; Testudines; Emydidae
Product: fructose-1,6-bisphosphatase isozyme 2
Exons: 7
Coding region: 197-1219 (340 amino acids)
Biological process (GO): gluconeogenesis; fructose 1,6-bisphosphate metabolic process; fructose 6-phosphate metabolic process
Cellular component (GO): cytoplasm; cytosol
Molecular function (GO): fructose 1,6-bisphosphate 1-phosphatase activity
Source: RefSeq, a predicted model, not a curated record
GGAGAUCUACAGAACAGGCAGACUACACAGCUAUUUCAAGCAUUUAAAUCACAUGGGCUCAAGAACAUUUUAAUAAACCACGUCUAGCACACGAGCCAACAGCGUCUCCUUAAAAUACAACAGCUACUGAGGAGAAGCAACGUUGCAGGAAAGCAACUGGUUCUAACUAAAAAGAUAACUUUAUUUGCCAGCAGAGAUGUCAGACAGAAGUCCCUUCGAAACAGAUAUGUUAACCCUUACCCGAUACGUUAUGGAAAAGGGACGACGCGUUAAAGGCGCUACAGGGGAGCUGACACAGCUGCUCAACUCAAUGCUGACUGCCGUGAAGGCCACCUCCUCUGCAGUCAGAAAGGCAGGCCUCGCCAACAUGUAUGGAAUAGCAGGAACUGUGAACGUGACUGGUGAUGAAGUGAAGAAGCUGGAUGUGCUAUCCAAUUCUCUGGUUAUUAACAUGCUACAGUCCUCCUAUGGCACCUGUGUCCUAGUCUCAGAGGAGAAUAAAGAUGCCAUUAUCACUCCACAAGACAAGAGGGGUAAAUAUGUGGUGUGCUUUGAUCCACUAGAUGGUUCUUCCAAUAUAGAUUGCUUGGCAUCAAUAGGAACGAUAUUUGCUAUCUACAAGAAGACAACAGAAGAGGAGCCUUCUGAAAAGGAUGCCUUGCAGCCAGGACGAAAUAUUGUUGCAGCAGGCUAUGCCUUGUAUGGCAGUGCUACGCUGGUGGCUCUUUCUACCGGGCAAGGAGUGGACUGCUUCAUGCUAGAUCCGGCCCUUGGUGAAUUUGUUCUGGUGAAUAAAGAUGUGAAAAUCAAGAAGAAAGGGAAGAUCUACAGUAUCAAUGAGGGUUAUGCCAAGUACUUUGAUCCUGCGAUGACCGAAUAUUUACAAAGGAAGAAAUUCCCUGAGGAUGGCAGUGCCCCCUAUGGCUCUAGAUAUGUGGGCUCGAUGGUGGCUGAUGUUCAUCGCACCCUGAUGUAUGGUGGGAUAUUCAUGUACCCAGCUAACCAGAAGAGUCCUAAGGGAAAGCUCCGUCUCCUUUAUGAGUGCAACCCCAUGGCUUUCAUCAUUGAGCAGGCUGGUGGGAUGGCUACCACAGGGUCUGAGCCAGUGCUGGAUGUGAAGCCUGAAUCUAUUCACCAGAGAGUCCCAUUGAUUCUUGGUUCCCCAGAUGAUGUGCAGGAAUACCUCGCUUGUGUGCAGAAACACCAGAAAAGCAGUUAAUGGCAUUCACACACCAGAUGUUCCUCCCACACCGGCUACAUCACUUUCCAGAAAGAGCAGCAAUCAGAAGACUUUGGUUUCCGGGAUAUC